AUAACCUAGAAGGCUAUGUUCCCAUCAAGAUUAGUAAUCUCACAUCACUCUCAACCUUUGAAGUAUCAAAUAACAAGCUUGUUGGUCGACUGCCACCAGAUAUAUGCCAUGGUCAAGUUCUUGUAUGGCUUACUGCUUCUGACAAUCAUUUCACAGGAGCAAUUCCACGGAGCUUAAAAAAUUGUACAAGGUUGUAUAGAGUUAGGCUCCAGAACAACCAGUUAAAGGGAAGUAUUACUGAUGCUCUUGGCAUAUAUCCCAACUUGGAUUACCUUGAGUUGAGCAACAAUGAACUUCGUGGAGAGCUUCCGUCCACAUUGGGUGAAUGGAGCAAUUUGACAAGCCUGAAAAUCUCCAAUAACAAUUUAUCGGGUGAGAUACCAUCUGAUCUUGGAAAGAUGACUCAAUUGCAUAUAUUAGACCUCUCCUCAAAUAAUCUGUUUGGGGAAAUUCCAAAGGAACUCGAAAUGCUAUCGUCUCUGCUAGAGCUUUCGCUGGAUGGAAAUCAUCUUUCAGGCUACAUUCCUAGAGAAAUCGGAACACUUUCCAAUCUACAGAGGAUUAACAUCGCAGGAAACAACCUGAGUGGCUUGAUUCCUGGACAUCUUGGGCACUGUGUGAACCUUCAAUAUUUAAAUUUUAGUGGAAAUAAUCUUGAUAUGAGUAUUCCUAUGGAGAUUGGAAACCUGCGCUCUCUUCAAAAUCUCGAUUUGAGCCAAAAUUUCCUUGCGGGAGAGAUACCUGGACAACUUGGGCUAUUGUACAAAUUGGAAAUACUCAAUCUCUCACACAAUCACCUCUCAGGUUCAAUUCCGUCGACCUUUGAUGAUAUGGCAAGCUUGACAUCCAUCGACAUAUCUUAUAAUGAGUUAGAGGGUCCUUUACCAAACAUUUUAGCCUUUCGUAAUGCUACAAUUGAAGUUGUGAGAGGGAACAAAGGCCUGUGUGGAGUUAUUGCUAGUCUAGACCCCUGUACAACAACAAUGUCGAAAGGCAAAAACAAACACAAAAAGCUGCUGCUAAUUUUGAUUCCUACUUUAGGUUGCCUACUGCUUCUUGUUGUGGGAGCUUCCAGUAUUUUAUGCCGAAGGGUAAGGAAAACAGAAGCUAGUUCGGUUGAUGGAAGUAAUGAAAACCCGUGGGCAAUAUGGAGCUUUGAUGGAAGAAUGGUUUAUAAGAACAUUAUUGAAGCCACGGAGGAGUUUGAUGUCAAAUAUUGCAUCGGUGUGGGAGGACAAGGGUGUGUUUACAAGGCCCAGUUGCAAACAGGUGAGAUUGUUGCUGUAAAGAAACUUAAGGAAGCACCGAACGUAAAAAUGGCUAGUCGAAAAGCAUUCGAAAGGGAGAUUCAUGCUUUGACUAGUGCUCGACAUCGAAAUAUCGUCAACCUAUAUGGCUUUUGCUCGAGUUCUCGACAUUCAUUUUUGGUGUAUGAGUUUUUGGAAUCUGGCAGCUUGAAGGAUGUAUUGAGCAACGAUCAGAGGAUAACAACAUUUGACUGGAAUAAGAGAGUGAAAGUUGUGAAAGGCGUGGCUUGUGCUUUGUCCUACAUGCACCAUGAAUGCUCACCUCCUAUAAUUCAUCGAGACAUAUCGAGUAAGAACAUUUUACUGGAUGAACAAUAUGAAGCUCACGUCUCUGAUUUUGGCACGGCUAAGGUUCUAAAGCCUUAUUCAUCGAAUUGGACUUCCUUUGCAGGCACCUUUGGAUAUGCAGCUCCGGAACUCGCAUACACAAUGGAAGUGAACGAGAAAUGCGAUAUUUAUAGCUUUGGAGUGACGACAUUAGAAGUAAUCAUGGGAAGACAUCCGGGCGAUCUCAUAUCAUCUCUUGCGUCCUUGCCUUCAUCAUCAUCGAGCAAUUCAAUAGCUUCUUGUUCACUAAAAGAAGUUUUAGAUCAAAGAAUUCCAAACCCGGAAGGUAAUGUGCUAGGGGAAGUGGCUUUCGUGACAAAGAUGGCCUUUUCAUGCGUAAGUCCCAAACCAGACCAUCGUCCAAGCAUGCAACAACUUUCUCGAACGAUAUCGGCGCAUGGCUUGAUCAUGCCAACCGCACCAGAGGGCAUCAAAUUGGAAGAAUUAGUUGAUCCUACAUGCUUCAUUUAUUGA
Messenger RNA from Syzygium oleosum, 2108 nucleotides. RefSeq names its product MDIS1-interacting receptor like kinase 2-like. The transcript has 2 exons. The record is from RefSeq and is a predicted model, not a curated record. Gene Ontology annotation, molecular function: ATP binding; protein kinase activity; protein binding. Bases 399 to 2108 code for a protein of 569 amino acids. Gene Ontology annotation, biological process: protein phosphorylation. NCBI's taxonomy places the organism in Eukaryota, Viridiplantae, Streptophyta, Magnoliopsida, Myrtales, Myrtaceae.